AUGCCUCCAAACGUGAACAAGGCCCUAGAAUUCAUUGAUGCAGCUCACAGAGAAGACCCGAACAUAGUCCAAGUCAAUGGGGAAUCAAUCCCGUACGAGCUACACUAUGCUCAGAAGAUGUCCAAAUACCUCGACCUCCAUACUCCCUACGCCGACCCUCUCCUCGUGACGGCCGCGCGAGCCCAGCAUUUCCGACGCUGGGAGGUUCCUCGAGACUCCUAUCCCAGGACGAAAGCGGGCUACCUCGCAUGGAGGGCAUUCCUGAAAAAGAGACAGGCGGAACAAGUCAGACAGCUUUGUUUGGAGAGCGACUACAGCACAGACGAGGCGGAUAAAGUCGCAGCAUUGGUCGCCAAAGAAGAUCUCAAGAAGGGCGAAGGGAAGGGCGAUCCAGACGCGCAGAUCAUUGAAGAUGUCGCGUGUCUGGUGUUCCUGGACGACCAGUUCGACGGGUUUGAGAAGGCACAUGACGAAGACAAGAUCGUUAGCAUCUUGCAAAAGACCUGGGUAAAGAUGGGCAAGCGUGGUCAAGAGCUCGCUUUGGCCAUGGAUCUGAGCGAUCGGGCCAAAGAGCUGGUUGGAAAGGCUUUGGCAGGCUAA
Molecule: messenger RNA, 600 nt
Organism: Capronia epimyces CBS 606.96
Lineage: Eukaryota; Fungi; Ascomycota; Eurotiomycetes; Chaetothyriales; Herpotrichiellaceae
Exons: 1
Coding region: 1-600 (199 amino acids)
Source: RefSeq, a predicted model, not a curated record